CGGAAGUAGCUUGAUCAUCGCAUUCUUUCAAAGAUGGCUCUUGCUAGUGUUUUAAGUAGUGAUUGUGAGGAUUUUUCAUUCGAUUAUCGUCAGCCUUUCGCUGUUGGUUGUGGUCCUGGACAGAACGGUGUAGAACUUGAGGCUGCUCCGGGGGAAUGUCUUAGUUUUUCUGUAAAAAACCCGCUGCUCCCCGGAGACGAUGACGGGGUUGAGAGGAAAAUAGAGUUUCUGCAUGGGACAACAACCUUAGCAUUUAAAUUCCAACAUGGAGUCAUUGUUGCAGUGGACUCUCGGGCCACAGCGGGUUCCUACAUCGCCUCCCAAACGGUCAAGAAGGUGAUUGAGAUCAACCCGUACCUGCUGGGCACCAUGGCCGGAGGAGCUGCCGACUGCAGCUUCUGGGAGCGCCUGCUGGCCCGUCAGUGCCGCAUCUAUGAGCUUCGCAAUAAGGAGCGCAUCUCAGUGGCAGCCGCCUCCAAGCUGCUGGCUAACAUGGUGUAUCAGUAUAAGGGCAUGGGCCUCAGCAUGGGCACCAUGGUGUGUGGCUGGGACAAGAGAGGCCCAGGGUUGUACUACGUCGACUCUGAGGGAAACCGGGUGUGCGGCGACAUGUUUGCGGUGGGCUCUGGCUCCAUGUACGCCUACGGUGUGAUGGACAGCGGCGUGCGGCACGAGCUGACCGUGGAGGAGGCCUGCGAGCUGGGCCGUCGCGCCAUCUACCAGGCGACGUACCGCGACGCCUACAGYGGAGGCCAGGUCAACUUGUACCAUGUCCACAGCGAGGGCUGGACCAGGAUCUCCCAGGACGACGUGCUCAUGCUGCAUCAGCAAUACAAGGGGCAAGCGUAGUUGAACAAAAGUGGUUUUUUUUCUAAUAUCUGAUGUUUAGACCUUUCUAAAAUAACAUUAACACGUAAUAAAAACGGACUCAUCUGCACAUCUCCCAGUUUCAUCACCUCUCAGUUGUUCUUGUCUUUAAGCUUCGUAUUGUACUUUUUUCUACAAUGUCGGCGAACUCCACUCAGCUCACACAGCUUGAUUCGAGGGGCUACAGAGAGGGCGUCGGUGAUUCAAACAUGCUUUAAUAAAGUGUGGGAGUAGUGUGGUGCUUUGCCCUACAUACCAUUCAUUUCCAAUCACACCCUUGAAAACUACAUCCUCUUCCACAAUAAAACCUGUUUUUGUCAA
This is a messenger RNA of Austrofundulus limnaeus, 1188 nucleotides long. It is a transcript of the gene psmb5, whose product is annotated as proteasome 20S subunit beta 5. NCBI's taxonomy places the organism in Eukaryota, Metazoa, Chordata, Actinopteri, Cyprinodontiformes, Rivulidae. The record is from RefSeq and is a predicted model, not a curated record. The coding region runs from base 34 to 849 and encodes 271 amino acids. Gene Ontology annotation, molecular function: threonine-type endopeptidase activity. Gene Ontology annotation, cellular component: cytoplasm; proteasome core complex. The transcript is spliced from 3 exons.